This is a messenger RNA of Parnassius apollo (apollo), 297 nucleotides long. Lineage: Eukaryota; Metazoa; Arthropoda; Insecta; Lepidoptera; Papilionidae. The record is from the annotation of a GenBank genome assembly.
AUGGAAAAACGGAGAAUGAAAGAAAUAUUUAAGAACCUUUCCUCUAAGGAAAGUUUAAAUGAAAAAUUGGGCAUACAAGAUGGAAUAAAUAGAAAAGUAAGACGCCGAUUCAGCGAUGAUAAGUUGGCGUCAGUCAGACGUCGGCUACAGUUCAACAAUAAUCCACUGUCGGCGGUACCACAAGAGACAACUUCUGAAAAAUACCUUAUUGAAAACAACAACAAUAAUAUUCAGCAGGAAAAUGACGUUGGGAUAAGUCUUUGCGAAAAUCGCGUUCAUGUAAGAAAAAUUAUGUAA